Messenger RNA from Dermatophagoides pteronyssinus (European house dust mite), 4171 nucleotides. RefSeq names its product Myosin heavy chain 95F jaguar (gene jar). The record is from RefSeq and is a predicted model, not a curated record. Lineage: Eukaryota; Metazoa; Arthropoda; Arachnida; Sarcoptiformes; Pyroglyphidae. Gene Ontology annotation, cellular component: actin cytoskeleton; plasma membrane; myosin complex. Gene Ontology annotation, biological process: actin filament-based movement; actin filament organization. Gene Ontology annotation, molecular function: microfilament motor activity; ATP binding; actin filament binding.
GAUCAUUGAUGAUUGACUUUUGGCUCAACGGGAUCAACGAUUUAAAUUGAUUUGAAAAAUCAAAAAUCAAUCAAUCAAUCAAUCAUGGAAGAUCAAUUAGUUUGGGCACCAGAUACACAAAAUGGUUAUGUUUUAGGUAGAGUUAUUGAUAUUAAAUCCAAUCCGAAUAAUCUGGCAACGAUACGUAUUGAAUCAAAUCAAUUGAAUAUUUUUCCUGGUUAUCAACGUAAUUCUUCAACGAAUAACAAUAAAGAAACAAAUGAAACAAUUGAAUGUUCAAUUGAAAAUGUUUAUCCAACCGAAAUUGAUUUACAAAAAGAUUAUGAUGAUAAUUGUUCAUUAAUGUUUUUGAAUGAAGGCAAUCUUUUACAUAAUAUUCGUUUAAGAUAUUUUAAAAAUAAAAUUUAUACAUAUGUAGCAAAUAUAUUGAUUGCAUUAAAUCCAUAUUAUGAUUUACGUGAACAACUUUAUUCAUCAAAAAUUCUACAAUCAUAUCAAGGUAAAUCAUUGGGUAAAAUGCCACCACAUGUAUUCGCUAUUGCUGAUAAAGCCUAUAAUGAUAUGAAACGUAUGUUAUAUUCACAAUCAAUAAUUGUUAGUGGUGAAUCUGGUGCUGGUAAAACUGAAUCAACAAAAUAUAUAUUACGUUAUAUUUGUGAAUCAUUUGGUGAUGAAUUACAAACAACAGGUCAAAAAACAAAUGCAAUACAAAUUGAACAAUUAAUUUUGGAAGCAAAUCCAUUAUUAGAAGCAUUUGGUAAUGCAAAAACAGCACGUAAUAAUAAUAGUUCACGUUUUGGUAAAUUUAUUGAAAUUUAUAUGAAUCGGAAAUUUUCUGUUGCUGGUGGUCAUAUAUCACAUUAUUUAUUGGAAAAAAGUCGUAUUUGUGGUAUAAAUAGUCCAUUAGAACGUAAUUAUCAUAUAUUUUAUCAACUUUGUGUUGGUUUACCAAAAAAUUUAUGGGAAAAACUUUGUUUAAAACCACCGGAUAAAUUUACAUAUUUGAAUAAAGGUUGUACACAAUAUUUUUUAACAGCAAUGGAAGAUAAAAAUCUAUCCACAGAUCGUAAAUCACAACAACAUUUACAAGAAGGUUAUCUUAGUGAUUCAAUUGUUAAUGAUCUGGCUGAAUUUCAUGCAAUGGAUCGUGCAUUACAUCAUUUUGGUUUGAAUGAUGCGGAAAAAAUGAUUAUCUAUGAAAUUGUUGCUGCAAUAUUACAUUUAGGUAAUAUACAAUUUGAAGAAUCACCAAAUGAUUCACAUGGUGGUUGUCGUAUUAUUGAAAAUGAUCCAAAUAGUCAACAAGCAUUAAAAGAUUCAGCAAAAUUAUUAGGCGUGGAUGUUGAUCAAUUGCAACAAUGUUUACAAACAAGAAUUAUGCAAACACAAAAAGGUGGUUAUAAAGGUUCAACAUAUAUGGUACCAUUAAAAGUUUAUGAAGCACAAAAUGCACGUGAUGCAUUAGCAAAAGCAAUUUAUUCACGUCUAUUUGAUUAUAUUGUAUUAAAAAUUAUUAAUCGUAAAUUACCUACAAAUGAUAAUCAACAACAACAACAACAACAACAAUAUUCAAUCGGUGUAUUAGAUAUUGCUGGUUUUGAAUAUUUUCAAACAAAUUCUUUUGAACAAUUUUGUAUAAAUUAUUGUAAUGAAAAAUUACAAAAUUUUUUCAAUGAACGUAUAUUGAAUGAUGAACAAAAACUAUAUGAACAAGAAGCACUUGGUUUAAAACAUAUUGAUUAUGUUGAUAAUCAUGAUUGUAUUGAAUUAUUUGAAUCAAAAAGUUUUGGUAUAUUUGAUUUGCUUGAUGAAGAAUCACGUUUACCAAAACCAUCAUCAUUACAUUUUACUGAAAUGGUACAUAAAAUUAAUGGUUCGAAAUUUCGUUUAGAUUUACCAAGAAAAUUUAAAUUAAAAUUAUAUCGUGAUUUACGUGAUGAUGAAGGUUUUAUUAUUAGACAUUUUGCUGGUGCUGUUUGUUAUCAAACCGGACAAUUUAUUGAAAAAAAUAAUGAUAGUCUACAUACAAAUUUAGCAUUUUUAAUGUUAGAAUCUAAUAAUGAAAUGUUGAAACAAUUUUUUCAAACUGAUUCACAACAUUCAAAUCAACCAAAUCAACAUUCAAAUCAUCAAUCAAAUUUUUCAUCAACAAGUUUAGCCGAUAAAUCCGUACGGUUAAGUGCCGAAUCAGUUGGUUCAAAAUUUCGUAAACAAUUAGCCGAUCUGAUUGGACGUUUACAAUCAACUGGUACACAUUUUAUACGUUGUAUAAAACCAAAUUUAAAAAUGAUAUCAAAAAAUUUUGAUGGUGGUUGCAUUCUAUCACAACUGAAAUGUUCGGGAAUGAUAUCAGUUUUACAAUUGAUGCAAUAUGGUUUUCCAUCACGUUGUACAUAUUUACAAAUUUAUGAACUAUAUUCAACACGUUUACCAAAACGUUUAUCAUCGAUUGAACCACGUUUUUUUUGUCAUGCAUUAAUUAAAUCAGUUGGUUUAAACAUACAAAAAGAUGUUUGUUUUGGUGUAACGAAAAUAUUUUUUCGACCGGGUAGAUUUGCUGAAUUUGAUUUAUUAUUAAGAAAUGAUGAUCCAAAACAAUUAGAUCAAUUAGUUAGAAAAGUACAACAUUGGUUAAUAUCAUCACGUUGGCGUCGUGCACAAUGGUGUUCAUUAUCGGUUAUUAAAUUAAAAAAUAAAAUAAUUUAUCGUCGUCAAUGUAUAAUAAUAAUACAAAAAUAUAUACGAAUGUAUUUAGCAAGGAAAAAAUAUCGUCCACAUUAUGAAUGUUUGAAACAAUUAAAAUUGAUUGAAAAUUAUUUAAAUAAUGUUCAACCAUUAAUCAAGAAAAUACAAAAUGAUCAAGAACGUCAAACAUAUUCACAGAAAUUAUUAUCAAUAAAUGAAAAUUUAAAAUCAAUUCCAAUCGAUUCAAUAAUACCCGAUACGGAUCCAAAAAUAAUGGAUAAAAAUAAAUGUUUAAAACAAAUUGAUUUAAUACGGAAAGAAAUUGAUAAAUUAAUUAUAAAUCUUGAACAAGCAUUAAAUGAACAAGAAUUACGUUUAAAAUAUUUACAACAAGAAUUAGAACAACAACGUUUACGACAAAUUGAAGAAGAACAAUUGAAACAAAAACAAGAACAAAAACGUCGUGAAUUAAAUGAACAACGUGAAUUGAUUGCUAAACAAUUUGUUCAAACAGAAACUGUCAAUCAACAAACUGAAAAUGGUUACCUUGUUGAUCCAUCAUCGUUAUCAACGGAUCAACCAUCAAGUUUAAUGAUGAUAAUGAAUGAAGAAGAAAGACAAAAACAAAUUGAUUAUUUAAAACGUUUAGAACAGGAAAGACGUGAUUAUGAACUGGCAUUAAGAUUAUCACAAGAUGGUAAUAUUGUUCAACAACAACAACAAUCGCAAGAUGAAUUUCAUUAUAAUCCAUAUGUGAAUUCCGUACGACAACAGGAAUCAAUGGUAAAUCAUCCAAAUAAUAAUAAUCGAAAAUAUAAAUUAGAAAAUUGGAAUUAUGCAAAAUUAAGAGAUACAAUAAAUACAUCGAAUGAUAUUGAAUUAUUAGAAUUAUGUCGUGAAGAAUUUCAUCGUCGUUUAAAAGUUUAUCAUCAAUGGAAAGAUCGUAUACAUAAUAGUCGUUCAUUAUCGACAACAGCGCCAACAACAGCGCCAGCAGCGAGUAACGAUAAUCAACUAAAUAAUAAUAAUAAUAAUAAUAAUUUGUUGAUUAUGCAACAACAACAACAACAACAAAUUGAUAAUAAUAAUCGUGCACCUGUUAGCAUAAUGAAUUCAACAACAUCAUCAUCAUCAUCGACGAUGAUGAUGAAUAAUAAUCAGGUGAAAUCAACUAAACAACAACAACAACGUUAUUUUCGUUUACCAUUUGAUCGUCAUUGUGGACAAUCAAAAGGUGUUUGGUAUGCACAUUUUGAUGGUAAAUGGAUUGCAAGACAAAUGGAAAUACAUCCAAAAAAGAAACCAAUAUUAUUGAUUGCAGGUAUAGAUGAUUUAAAAAUGUGUGAAUUAAGUUUAGAUGAAACCGGUCUAACGGGUAAACGUGGUGCCGAAAUAUUACCCGAAGAAUUUGAAGCUGUUUGGUGUCGUAAUGGUGGUAGCCAAUCAUAUCGUUUGAAAAAAUAGUGGAAAAAAAAUUUUCCAAAAA